CAGAAGCAGGUGUUAACCUCACUGGAGAGAGACUGCAAAGUUAGUGUAACAGCGGGAACAUGAAGCUGCCACUCUUGGUGUUUACUGUGUAUCUACUGUGGUUGAAAGAUUGUCACUGUGCACCUACUUGGAAAGACAAAACUGCUAUCCAUGGAAACCUGAAGGGUUUUUCUGAGGCUGGGGAGAUAGAUGUAGAUGAAGAAGUGAAGAAGGCUUUGAUUGGUAUGAAGCAGAUGAAAAUCUUGAUGGAAAGGAGAGAGGAGGAACAUACCAAUCUGAUGAAAACCGUGAAGAAAUGCAGAGAAGAAAAGCAGGAGGCCCUGAAACUUAUGAAUGAAGUUCAAGGACAUCUGGAAGAGGAAGAAAGGCUAUGCCAAGAGUCUUUAACAGAUUCCUGGGAUGAAUGCAAACCUUGCCUGGAAAAUGAUUGCAUGAGAUUUUAUACAACCUGCCAACCUAGUCGGUCCUCUACGAAAAAUACGAUUGAACAGUUUUUCAGGAAGAUAUAUCAAUUUCUGUUUCCUUUCUAUGAAGAUAAUAAAAAUGAUCUCCCCGUCAAUGAAAAGGUCAUGGAGGAAGAUGCACAGCUGGUCCAAAUAGAGCAUGUGUUCAGCCAGCUGACUGUGGAUGUGAGAGUUCUCUUUAACAGGAGUUUUAACGUCUUCAAACAGAUGCAGCAAGAAUUUGACCAGGCUUUUCAGUCAUAUUUCAUGUCAGAUACAGACUUAACUGAGCCUUACUUUUUUCCAGCUUUAUUCAAAGAACCAACAAAAAAGGCAGAUCUUAUGCAAAGUUGGGAUGUUCCCAGCUUCUUCCAGCUGUUUCGUAAUAUCAGUCUCUCCAUUUAUCAAAGCGUCAGUGAAACAAUUACUGAGACGCUGAAUGCAAUAGAGGAUUCACCAAAACAAGACAAAGAUGCUGACCCUAGAGGCCUGAAUUCAAAGAUAAUGCCUGUGCGGGACAGAGGACUGUGUGGAGAACUUGGCCAGAAUUUCUCGGAAUGUUUCCAAUUUCAUGCAAGAUGCCAAAAAUGUCAAGAUUACCUGUGGGAAGGCUGUCCUGAUGUACCUGAACUACAUGCAAAAGUAGAUGAGGCCCUUAAAUUGGUCAACAUAUCCAAUCAGCAAUACGGCCAGAUUCUCCAGAUGAUACAGCAUCACUUGGAGGACACUACAUAUUUGAUGGAGAAGAUGAGAGAGCAAUUUAGCUGGGUGACUGAACUGGCAAAUCAGACUCCAGGACCUGAGAACAUCUUCAAUUCCAUAAAGGUAGUCCCAGGUGUUCUUCAAGGAAAUUUUUCCAAAGAAGAUGAAAUGAUGAUAGACUUAAACAUUCUGCCUUCCUCCAAUUUCACCUUCAGGAUCCCUCUUGAAGAAAGUGCUGAGAGUUCUAACUUCAUUAGCUACAUGCUGUCAAAAGCUGUACAACAUUUUAAGGAACAUUUUAAAAUUUGGUAAG
Molecule: messenger RNA, 1458 nt
Organism: Pteropus alecto (black flying fox)
Lineage: Eukaryota; Metazoa; Chordata; Mammalia; Chiroptera; Pteropodidae
Gene: CLUL1
Product: clusterin like 1
Exons: 8
Coding region: 60-1457 (465 amino acids)
Source: RefSeq, a predicted model, not a curated record